Fomitiporia mediterranea MF3/22 is the source of this 3198-nucleotide messenger RNA. Its product is annotated as WD40 repeat-like protein. The coding region runs from base 1 to 3198 and encodes 1065 amino acids. The transcript has 10 exons. The record is from RefSeq and is a predicted model, not a curated record. Gene Ontology annotation, molecular function: protein binding. Lineage: Eukaryota; Fungi; Basidiomycota; Agaricomycetes; Hymenochaetales; Hymenochaetaceae.
AUGCAAGGACCUGUUGUGAUUGUUCUCGACGCGUUGGAUGAAUGCGGCACGGAAAAGACAAGGCGGAGCUUAAUGGAGAGUUUCUGGAAAGCCCUACCGGAGCUCCCAAAGAAUUUUCGGUUCCUGAUUACGAGCAGGAAGGAACCGGACAUCAAUCGGGCAUUCUCUGGUCGACCUCACCGUAUUCUCACCGUUGAACUUGAACACGGAUCGGAACACUAUUUGCCGAUCCCGGAUGAUUGGCAAUGGAAAAUAGACCGUCUUGCAACAGCUGCAGCAGGGCUGUUCAUCUGGGCUUCGACAGCGGUGAAACUGGUGGAUUGCGAUAAUCCGGCCCCGAAGCUGAAGAAUCUUGUAUCUGAUUCGCAGCAUCUGACUGGUCUCGAGCAACUUUAUGACUCUGUGCUUAUGACUUCUGGUAUUUCAUUUGACGAUGAAUCAUCCCAGGUUCGAUUUUCGCAAGUGGUUGGUCUUAUUCUUCUGAGCAGGAGUCAGCUCACUGAUGACACCAUUGACGGGCUUCUGGGAUUUCUGAAUGACGAGCCAUCGAGGCUAAUCCUGUCUCGUUUACAAUCCGUCCUUGUAUUCACUCGGGGAGAACCCAUCCAUUUCUGUCACACAUCUUUCCACGAUUACUUAGUGUCAGCAGGGCGUGAAAGCGACCCGUGGUUCAUUGACAUUGAGACUCAAAAGAAGUUGAUUGCCUUGCGAUGCUUCGAUGUCAUGAGGGGCAUACUGCAGUUUAACAUCUGCAGCAUAGCGUCGUCGUAUAUCCCUAAUGAACAGAUCCCUGACCUUCCAGAUCGAAUCAAGGCAAGCAUUCCUUCUCACUUGGAGUACACGUGUCUGUUCUGGAGCCAACACUUACUCGAGACACCAUUCUCACACGUGUUGUUGGAUGAGCUAUCUGAGUUCCUCGACGAACAUUUACUUUAUUGGCUCGAGGUGAUGAGCCUUUUGGAAAAGGUCAAUAUUGCUGGCCCAGCACUCCUUCAUGCAAUGAAUUGGGUCUCGUCACACAACGCCGAUGUUUUGUCAUUCCUGAGGGAUGCACGUAGGAUGAUCAUUGAUUACUGUAUAUAUGCCCACCAUUUCACGAUCGACACCGCAUAUAUACGUCUCUUUCCUUCUGUUUGCAUCGAAGGAGUCGAAUUUUAUAAGCAGAUAGGUGUAAAGCAGCGGUCGCCACUCUUGAAGAAGCUUGCAGGGCAUAGGGGAUAUGUCUACUCUGUUGCAUUCUCACCCGACAGCACUCGUGUUGCUUCUGGUUCCUAUGAUCGUACAAUUCGAAUUUGGGAUGCUGAAAUUGGGCGAGCCAUUUUCGGUCCAUUUAAAGGGCACAAAGGUUACAUACAGUCUGUUGCUUUCUCACCCGAUGGCGCGCGCGUUGUUUCCGGUUCUAACGACAAGUCAAUAAGGAUUUUGGAUGUUGAGAAUGGGCAGAUGAUUUCUGGGCCUAUGGAAGGACAUACAGGCCAUGUCUAUUUAGUUGCAUUCUUGCUGGAUAACCCUUUGGUUCCUCAGCGUCCAGCAAGGGGUUUUGGUGCUAGAGCACUAGUUGAGAGCAGACAGGCCGUCAAGCAUUUCAAGGGGCAUAAAGGCGCUGUAUUGUCUAUUGUGCUCUCUCCCAACGGAAAGCACAUUGUCUCUAGUUCAGCAGACAAGACGAUUCAAAUUUGGGAGAUUGAGAUCGCUUUCUCUGGUGACAGUACACGUGUUGCAUCAGGCUCUGCAGACAGGACAAUUCGAAUCUGGGACGCUCAGAGCGGAGAAUGUAUUUCCGAGUCUUUUGAAGGACAUACCGAGCCAGUCACUUCCGUCGCUUUCUCGCCCGACGGCAAAAGCAUCGCCUCCGGUUCACAUGAUAAGACAGUUCGAAUAUGGGAUAUUGAAAGCAGGCAGGUUGUUUCCGGUCCUUUUGAAGGCCACACUAACUGGGUACGGUCUGUUGCGUUCUCUCCCAACAGAUCCCGUGUCGUCUCAGGCUCCAACAACAAUACGAUUCGAAUCUGGGAUGCUGAAAGUGUUCAGGCCGUUUCUGGAGAUUUUGAAGGACGUACUGCUGAAGUAACUUCUGUUGCUAUCUCGCCUGACUAUAUUUCCACUUUCAAUGUCCCACACACGGAUCGUUCGAUCCCAGGAGCCCGACGCGACAUGCCUUCCAUCCGGCGAGCAGGCAACAGAGGAGACCCGAUUCGGACCGUAUUAUCACGCAACCCAGACACAACACGUUUGCCAUUUCUGGUCCUUUCGAAGGGCACGAAGGCUGGGUGUAGAUUCUGGUCCGUGGAUGGAACACGUGUUGCUUCCGGCUCAUCUGACAAAACACUCCGAAUCUGGGAUAUCGCGACCAGACAGACCAUUUCCGGUCCUUUCAAAGGGCAUGAAGACUGGGUUUACUCUGUUGCUUUCUCGCCUGAUGGGAGACACGUCGUCUCUGGUUCCGAUGAUACAACAAUCAUUGUCUGGGACGUUAAAAGUGGCGAAAUCAUUUCCAGGCUCUUGAUAGGACACAAAGAUCAGGUUUGCUCAGUGGCUUUCUCGUCCGACGGCACACGUAUUGUCUCCGGUUCUGCUGACCAGAAUAUUUUCAUUUGGAAUGUCGAGAGUGGACAGGUCGUUGCUGGACCUUUCAAUGGGCAUACAGGCAGAGUUUCGUCAGUUGCCUUUAGGGAUCUGAAUCGUACCGUACAGUACGGUUACGACCCGUUUCGGUCACGGCCUGUACAGAGUACGGUCGUACCCGUAUACAGUACGCUCGGAUCCCUAGUUGCCUUCUCUUGCGACGGAACACACAUUAUCUCGGGCUCCGAUGACAGGACAAUCUGUGUCUGGGGCGCUCAUAGUGGACAGGCCAUCUUUGUGCCUUUUGAAGGGCAUACAGCUGGUGUCUGUUCUGUUGCAUUCUCGUCAGAUGGAAGAGGCGUCAUCUCUGGAUCCUUAGAUUUCAAUGUCUGGUAUCUUGUCUCUGACUUUGUUCUCAAUAUAGAUCCUAUAUUUGACUGGAAAAUGGAUGAGGAUGGGUGGAUAUGCACAGGCAAGGGAGAAUUGCUCUUGUGGAUUCCACCUGAUCUUCAACCUACACUUUGGCGACUUCAAAAUAUUGCAGUUCUUGGUUGCUCGUUCUCAACUAGGUUGGACUUUUCGAAUGCUGCUCUUGGCAGACGGUGGCAGGAACACUUUGGACCACCUCAGUGA